GAAAACAUUGGCCAACAGGAAAAAAAAUUGUAGUGCUUCGUGACGAAAAGGGAUAUGGAAGAAAUCGUACUCCUGUGAAUAUCUGCGUUUUAUCUUCCCCAAUGGAGCUAAUACAGGACUACGAACAACAGUAUGCCGUACAGACGGCCGAAAUUACUGCUCAGAUUGGUCGAAUUGCAGUCGCAAGCGGAGCGGAACGUAACAAACUGAUAUCCGACAUCGACCGUCAGCUGGAGGAAUCGCAAGAACUGCUCGAACAGAUCGGUCUGGAAAUACGGGACAUUCCGCAAAAUUCGCGUGCCGCGUACACCUCCCGGCUGAACUGUUAUCAGGCAGAAUGGAAAAGGUUGCAGCAAGAGUUCAACAACGCAAAGGUGGCACGAUCGAAGGCAGGGUACGAUUCGUCGGUGGAUGAUUUCGAUGAGAUCGGCAUACAGGAGGACCAGAAGCGCCGGUUGCUGGAUAAUACGGAACGGUUGGAACGUACCAGCAACUAUCUGAACGAUGCGUACCGUAUUUCGGUCGAAACGGAGCAGAUCGGUACGCAGGUGUUGGCCGACCUUAGCCAGCAGCGGGAAACGAUUCAACGAUCGAGGGGACGACUACGCGAAACGGAUGCCGAUUUGAGCCGAUCGUCAAGGAUUCUUAACUCGAUGAUAAUGCGUGCAAUGCGCGAGAAAUUCAUUCUGGUCAUUGUGGUAGCGGCUAUAUUUCUGGUCCUUAUCUUAAGUAUUUAUUUCUCGAUAUCGUAAUCAUAGGCGCGCGAGCGCGCGAUGAUUCACUGGCAGGCGAACAACGAUGGUGCGAGAUUAUUUAGGUUUG
Anopheles maculipalpis is the source of this 822-nucleotide messenger RNA. RefSeq names its product vesicle transport through interaction with t-SNAREs homolog 1A (gene Vti1a). The record is from RefSeq and is a predicted model, not a curated record. Gene Ontology annotation, cellular component: Golgi apparatus; endoplasmic reticulum membrane; late endosome membrane. The transcript has 3 exons. Bases 102 to 752 code for a protein of 216 amino acids. Lineage: Eukaryota; Metazoa; Arthropoda; Insecta; Diptera; Culicidae. Gene Ontology annotation, biological process: Golgi to vacuole transport; vesicle fusion with Golgi apparatus; intracellular protein transport. Gene Ontology annotation, molecular function: SNARE binding; SNAP receptor activity.